AUGGAAAAUUCACAAUCUUUGGGUUCGGCAUCACGAAAUGCACCUAAUGGUGGGCCUAAGCCAUUAAGAAACUCCUUACUGUCGUUUACAAAUCAUUUCAACUUGGGUAAACUGACACCAGGAAAGCUUUUGAAUUCUUUCAUGCAAGAUAUGGAAGAUCAAGAAGUUGAGAUAGAACAUUUUAAGUAUAAGCAAGAAUUGGAGAGAAAAUUGACUGUUACAUCGGUAAUCGGUUUAGGUUUCGGAAUAGUGGGGGUGGUGUUUGGUUUAUCCUCUACGAUCUGGAUUUCACUUAUUGAUGGAGCCAAUGUUACAAUUCUUUACGGAUGGGUAAUCACAGCAUUUUUCUCUACUUGUGUUGUUCUAAGCCUAAGUGAAAUCGUGUCAAAGUACCCGACUUCCGGAGGCGUUUACCAUUUUAGUGCCCUAUUAAGUAAUGAAAAAUAUUCGUCUGUUUGUUCUUGGUUUACUGGAUGGUUCCUCAUUAUUGGAAAUUGGACAUACGCUGUUAGUAUAAUUUUCGCUGGGUCUCAAUUUAUUUUAUCUAUUUUUGGUUUGAAAGAUGCUUAUUAUAAGGAAGAUGCAUUUCUCGUAUUAGCAGUUUAUUUUACGUUGUUAACCUUCUGUGGUUUCGUCAAUUUUAAAUUCGCUAAAUAUUUAGAAAAGAUUAACAAAGUUUGUAUUAUAUGGUCUAUUUCAACUGUCUUAACUAUUGAUUUUCUUCUAAUAUUUUUGCAAAAAAACCAAUUCAAUAGAAGAAAUAUUAACGAGAUUUGA
Molecule: messenger RNA, 777 nt
Organism: Debaryomyces fabryi
Lineage: Eukaryota; Fungi; Ascomycota; Pichiomycetes; Serinales; Debaryomycetaceae
Exons: 1
Coding region: 1-777 (258 amino acids)
Biological process (GO): transmembrane transport
Cellular component (GO): membrane
Molecular function (GO): transmembrane transporter activity
Source: RefSeq, a predicted model, not a curated record